AAGCGCGCCUCCUGGCUGAAGGCGCAGCGUCCCAGAAGGCGAGAAUCACAGGUGUGCGCCGCCAUGUCUAGUUGGAGCCAGUUACGCCUGUUCACGUCUUCAGUUCUGUUGUCAAGCAUCACACGUUCGCAAAGGGGUCUAUCCCCUUAAAAUGUCACCCUCCUUGCCUAGAGUUCCCAUCCCUCUUCUCAGUCUUGUUACUUUUCCUUAGCCUCUAUUUAGCACACUGUAUGUUUUAUUUACGUGUUUGUUGCUUACUAUCCUAAAAUUAAAGCUCUCAGAGUCCAGAAAGUUUUGUUUGGUUUCCUAAUGUGUUCGCAGGUCAAUGCCUGGCACAUAAUA
Molecule: messenger RNA, 342 nt
Organism: Chinchilla lanigera (long-tailed chinchilla)
Lineage: Eukaryota; Metazoa; Chordata; Mammalia; Rodentia; Chinchillidae
Product: translation initiation factor IF-2-like
Source: RefSeq, a predicted model, not a curated record